AUGACGGGCGCCCCUACGAAGCUCUAUGUCCUCUGGUACGGCCCCUGGACAGGGACUCAGAAGGGCUACGUUCGGGAUUUCAUUACAGGCCUAAGUGGGUCCAAGUCGCAAAACAUCAACAGCUACUAUUACAGCGCCGCCGGCCUGUACUCACCCAAGACCAUGAAGCUCAUGGGCGAGGCCGACGAUGCGUCCAGGUCGUCUGGCACGGUCCUGUCGGACUCGGCGGUGAUGCAGCUGGUGGACAACAGGCUGGCAGCCACGCCGACGGCGUUGCGCCCAUUCCCUUUUGACAAGGACGCCAUCUACAUAGUGAUGAGUGACAAUGGUGACGUGUAA
This is a messenger RNA of Monoraphidium neglectum, 339 nucleotides long. RefSeq lists its product as hypothetical. The record is from RefSeq and is a predicted model, not a curated record. NCBI's taxonomy places the organism in Eukaryota, Viridiplantae, Chlorophyta, Chlorophyceae, Sphaeropleales, Selenastraceae. Bases 1 to 339 code for a protein of 112 amino acids. The transcript is spliced from 3 exons.